AAGGGGGCGGGGGCUGAAGGGGGCGGGGCUUGGGCUGCCUCCGGCCUCCAGGAUGAGGGGGCGCUGGGUGUGGGUAGGGCUGCUCGGCGUCCCCCUCCUGGCCCUAUACCUGCACCUCCCGCCCCCCCGGCUGUCCCCGGAGCUGCUCUCCUGGCGCUCCUCCGGGGCCUUCUUCACCUACCAGGAGCGCAGCAUCUUCUACAGAGAUUCAGCCGGCGCCGUGGGCAGCUCCGACGUGGUCGUCCUCCUGCACGGCUUCCCCACCUCCAGCUACGACUGGAACAAGAUCUGGGAGGGGCUGACGCUGCGCUUUCGCCGGGUGGUCGCCCUGGAUUUCGUCGGGUUCGGCUUCAGCGACAAGCCCCGACCCCAUCGCUAUUCCAUCUUCGAGCAAGCCAGCAUCGUUGAGGGGUUGCUGCGCCACCUCGGCCUCCACCGCUAUGGGAUCAACCUCGUGUCCCACGACUACUGGACACAGGUCGCCCAGGAGCUGCUCCACAGGUACGAGCACAACCGAACCGGGAGCAUCCUGAUCAAGAGCCUCUGCUUAUCCAACGGAGGUAUUUUCCCCGAAACGCACCGGCCCCGGCUCAUCCAGAAGGUCCUCAAGGACGGGGGCCUCCUGGCGCCCGUCAUCACGCGGCUGAUGAAUUUCUUCUUCUUCUCCAGAGGGCUUGGGGCCGUUUUCGGGCCCUACACGCAGCCCUCGCAGGCCGAAUAUUGGGAUAUGUGGGCAGCGGUGAGGACCAACGACGGCCACCUCGUGGUUGACAGUAUUUUGCAGUACAUCAACCAGAGGAAGAAGCACAGAGAGCGCUGGGUGGGGGCUCUGAAGGCCACUUCUGUCCCCCUGCAUUUAAUCUACGGGCCCCUGGACCCUGUGAAUCCGCACCCGGAGUUCCUCCAGCUGUACAAAAAAGUGCUUCCCGCGUCCACGGUGUCCGUGCUGGAUGACCACAUCAGCCACUACCCGCAGCUGGAGGAUCCAACGGGCUUCCUCAACGCCUAUCUCAGCUUCAUCGACUCCUUCUGAGCUGCUCCUCGCUCUCUGGUGACGAGUCAGGCUUCAGGGGCAGGAAAAAAAUGAUUAUUUUUUAUCCCCGGAUCAAUACUUUGCGCUGCUUUGGCUGCCAACCUGCUGCGUGCACACAAAUCCUUGGAGCAGCACCAAAAAAAUGAGCCUGCAGGGAGGCGUGGACAAAAUCAGCCUAAGAGUUAGAGGAUGCUGACAGCUCUGACUUGGUAAGGAGAGAAAUGCCAGAGAGAAAUGCGUGGCAGAACUCCCCUCCCAAGAAAAUCACCGCCAGGUCUUUUUUUCUCCUUUUCCUUCCCAAUCUUUGACAGCUUUAAGCCCAAAAAAGCUUCAGAGUUUUGCAGCGUUACCAGACAUAAGGCUCAGAGAAGUGUUAGGCCAGAGUAGAAAGGAAAAACCUUCAUGGCUGAAGUUAUAAUUUCUCUACGACAUUGAUUUUUGUCUCCUGUAUCUCACACAAAAUCUUCAAAAAGCUAUAUUUGCUGCAGGUUUGGGGUGUUUUUUAACUGCUUUGUUUUAAAUUUAUUAGCAACCUUUAAGAAUAAGGGGCUUCUGCUGAGUAAAAAGCCCCCGGGGACUGAUUUUUCUGAAUUGAAGACAGGGAAGCAGACAGAAUUAGAAUAAGAGUUUUCUAUUUUAUUAACAGCAGUUCAUAUGAAUUCCAACCACUUGGACCAGUGUUUAAUUUUUCUGUUAAUAAAAAUUAGUUUU
Anas platyrhynchos (mallard) is the source of this 1744-nucleotide messenger RNA. RefSeq names its product mesoderm specific transcript (gene MEST). Lineage: Eukaryota; Metazoa; Chordata; Aves; Anseriformes; Anatidae. The record is from RefSeq and is a predicted model, not a curated record. Gene Ontology annotation, molecular function: monoacylglycerol lipase activity. Gene Ontology annotation, cellular component: membrane. Gene Ontology annotation, biological process: acylglycerol catabolic process.